Annulohypoxylon truncatum is the source of this 3054-nucleotide messenger RNA. RefSeq names its product fungal-specific transcription factor domain-containing protein. The record is from RefSeq and is a predicted model, not a curated record. Gene Ontology annotation, biological process: DNA-templated transcription; regulation of DNA-templated transcription. Lineage: Eukaryota; Fungi; Ascomycota; Sordariomycetes; Xylariales; Hypoxylaceae. Gene Ontology annotation, molecular function: zinc ion binding; DNA-binding transcription factor activity, RNA polymerase II-specific; DNA binding. The transcript is spliced from 9 exons. Gene Ontology annotation, cellular component: nucleus. The coding region runs from base 122 to 2818 and encodes 898 amino acids.
CCUAUUUCAACUUUCAACCCUUAACACGCCACGCUCCGAGGGCAUGCAAGCCGGAGGCUAAUAUCGAGACGGGACGGGAUAGUCUGCCACUUACCUAUAUGAGCCUUUUCGCGCAAAUAUCAUGCCGGAGGACGGCCCCUCUCAUGAGGCUCCCGGGGGCGGUCAAGCCGGAUCCGAGACUUUGUCAUGCGUGUCGUGCAGGAAUAGGAAACUCAAAUGUGAUCGCACAAAACCAAGGUGUAAGCGCUGUGAGAAAGCCAACCUUGAAUGCGUCUUUCCCGAGUCUCGGAGGAGACCAGCCUUCAAACGAAGGAAUGUGAAGGAACUUGAAGCGCGCCUGGCUCAGGUUGAGGUGCUUUUGAAAGAAGCAGGCCAAAAUGGCUCACGCUCACUACACGGGAAGGCUGCCGAACAUGCCGAAUUUCAGUCUACUGAAGCGUCAGGGACAGAAAAUAUCAUCUUUGAAGGAUUGGAUUUUACCGCUCCUGACCUUUCUUACGACGACGGAGCUCAAUUCGCAUUUCAGCAAGAGCCGACGACAACAUUCUCACCUGGAAACUUGGGUGGCCAAGAUCAAGGUAGUACCCCCUUUAAUGGGUCUCUUAUCGACCUUGGCGGCGUAUAUGAGAGAUUGCCCCCCUUUGAGGUGAUGGAAGACCUCAACCGGAUAUUCUUCGCGACGCAGAAAUAUCUUAUUCCCAUAAUUCACCCUUCGCGCUAUUUGCAGGCCUUCUAUUCCGCCCCACAUAUGAAACCUCCGAUGUGUCUUCAAUAUAUUAUCUGGGCGCUCGCCGCACAUGGUCAUCCCAAGUAUAACAUGUACCACGACAUCUUCUACCGACGUUCUCGACAGUAUACCGACGCGGACGAGAUGAAGUCUUACGGUGAACACUUCAUUACCGUAGCUCAUGCACAAGCAUAUUGUGUGAUGGCUACGUACGAGGCUAAAACUAUGAUGUUUACCCGAGCGGCUAUGACCUGUGCUAAAGCAGUUCGGCUUGUGGAAAUGAUGGGACUUCAUCGACUUGAUGGUGCCGCCGAGGAGAUAAGCCCGACGCUAUUACCCCCGAAAGAUUGGGCUGAAUUAGAAGAAAGGCGGCGGACGUUCUGGGGAGUCUUUUGUAUCGAUAGUCAUUGCUCGAUCUCGACCGGCUGGCCAUUUCUUAUUGAUACCUCUGAGGUCACAACCAUGCUUCCUACUUCAGAAUAUGCGUUCGAAAAUGGCGAGAAGGAAGAAACGUACAGUAUUCACGAAGCAUUCAAGGGGCAGCCAUACUCGUCAUUUGCUGGAGCGGUCUUGAUCUGCCAUAUACAUAAUCAAAUCCUCAAGCACGUCCAUAAACCUAAGCCUACCGAUAAUCCCGACAACUAUGAGUUUGGCGAAUAUUGGCAGCGGCACCGCGAUCUUGAUAAUACGCUCUCGAGCGCAUUCAUGUAUCUACCACAGAGUUUCCGGUUGCCCGAGAACUAUCGCGACCCAAUCGCUCUCCAUACUAAUCUGAAUUUACACGCAUCAAUCAUUUGCUUACACCACUCGGCGAUCGAGAGGAUAGAUGCUUACAAACUACCAGACAGUGUUAAGAAAGCCUGUCAAGACCGGUUGACUACAGCAGCACAGGAAAUUGUUAAUAUUAUUAAACUAACUAGCCACGUGAAUACAAGCCCUAGAAGCCCAUUGACCGCACUAUCAAUGUAUUGUGCGGCGUCGGUUUACAUUUAUUUUUGUAAAGAAAACCAGGCGCCUACUAACCUCGAUAAUCUUGACUUUAUUAUUUCCGCUAUGGAAGCUCUCGGACGAGACCAUUCCAUCACCCGAGCCUUCCUUCGCCAGGUAGUCGUCGAUAUUGAGCGAAACGAUAUCAAGAAUAUCGUGCGACUACCCCGCCUCGACCAUCUUAACGAUGAAUUCGGGACCCAGAUCUCACACAACAUACCCUUGCUCGCUCGCUCCAGCGUCUCACGGCACUCCCAAGUCCAGCCUCCGUUGCCAGGCCGCCUCCCCCUUGGAAACCCCGUCGGCCAGCCCCUUGACGACGAGCACUGCCAUGGCGAAUGCGGUACUUGGACAUCAGAAAUCCACGUGUAUAGCAAAGCCUCGCAGGAACCCAUGCCAUUCGAAGCCACUCAAUCAGGAAGUAAAUUCAAGCGGAAGCGCGUGUCUCCACUUGAUGAGACCGGCAGGGCGCACGACUCGCCCGAUGGUAAUGGGUCGUCAUGGACCGCUCCCGGGACCUCGACGAACCCAUCCGCGCACUCCUCCCCUGCGAAUAUGACAACGCCGGCGCAUCCGAUGAACUGUGGCGGAGGAUACGCCACGAGUCCCCACGUGGAGUUUAACCUGCCGCACCGCACUGGGUCGCCGCACGUCUCUGCGAACCCUGAAUUUAAGGCACCGGCGUCAGCCGUGUGGAGCGGAAUGGGCGUGGGAUGCUCCAUGCCGGCGGCAUUCCGACCAGCGGCGCGCGGCGCACCUAGCUGGCUGGACGCAAAGGGGCGCGACUGCGAUCUCGCCCGCGGUUACAUGCAAGCCGUGUUCGCCGGUCCCGGUUUCAUACCCUCCGGCCCCAGCGCCCCCGAGCCCAACCCCGAGCCGAGCUUCCCCACCGCGCAAACGCAAAACCCUAUACCGCAAAAUCAAACAGGGCAUGAUGACGCAGGUAUACCCUGGGACCUGUCGGGUACGGAGGGCAUGGAUAUGAACGUGAAUACGAACGUGGAAUGGGGUAUAUUGAGCGCGGCCAUCGGCGUAGAUCUCCCCGCGGCUAUGAACUUCUCCGGCGGGAGGGGAGACGGGGAGACGAGGUCGGGUGCUGGGUAGAUUGCGUACAUACCUCCAGGGUUAUAUAGGCACAUAUUUGGGUAAGGUACAAGGUACAUAGGAUGGAAAUAUCUAAACGAAACGGAGCAGGGAGAAUGGGAUCUACCGUGCACAUAGCGCGUGUAAGCGAUAUAUGGGGUGUUUAUUUCUAUUAGAGCCGUGAUAUCCAAUCCCCCUCAUCUCGUCGAUGUAAUUGUAUACAAAUAUGAAACAAAUCAAUAAAACUGUGUACCUAA